This is a messenger RNA of Daphnia pulicaria, 3501 nucleotides long. It is a transcript of the gene IP3K2, whose product is annotated as inositol-trisphosphate 3-kinase C-like. Gene Ontology annotation, molecular function: inositol tetrakisphosphate kinase activity; inositol-1,4,5-trisphosphate 3-kinase activity. The record is from RefSeq and is a predicted model, not a curated record. Gene Ontology annotation, cellular component: nucleus; cytoplasm. Gene Ontology annotation, biological process: inositol phosphate biosynthetic process. Lineage: Eukaryota; Metazoa; Arthropoda; Branchiopoda; Diplostraca; Daphniidae. The transcript has 8 exons. Bases 1018 to 2988 code for a protein of 656 amino acids.
GGAGUGCUUGCUAUUUUAGUAUAAAUUCCUUGGGGCAUACAAAAGAAAAGAAUUUGCAGUAUCAAGUGUCAACCAGACGACCAUCAAAGGAACUUCGACAUUUAUUUUGGGGAAUUGGAAAAUAUAUGUCUACGUCUAUUCUCAAUAUGUGAUUUGUCGUUUUCGAUCGAAAAAGCAGUGGGCUACGAAAGACGUGUUUGGUGUAGAAUCAGACAGACGCCAUUCCGAUGAAACGAGAAGAAACGAAACAACCUUAAUCUAGUUUGUUAGUUUUGGAAGUCUCCCCCCUUAUUCGCCAUAUCAUAGCAUCGUAUGUUAAAAAGGGCAUUUUUGACGUCAUCAUCCCAGCAGCCUCUGUUUCUUUUUUGCGUCCCGUUGUUGCCCGUAGCGGUUGCUGUUGUUUUGAUCGAGAAUAAAAGAGAGUGCUGGCGGCGUGUGACGAGCGAAAGUCUUUUUCGAAGUUUGUUUUUGUUUUCUUCAUCCGACGAGGCGAAAUUUUUUGGUCCGUCUCGACUGCACCGGUUUCAUUUUCUAUUCUUUAUUCGAGUUUAACUCCGAGGUUACUUCAGCCCGUCAGUUAGAUAAAAAGCUACUACACCACCAUAUAGUGGGCCGAGGCCCUGACUGCCCAAAACUGACUGUUCAAUCAUUUUCUUCCUUCUUCUCUUUCAUUGAUUGGCCCUCAAAAGAAAAUUACGAGAGCUUUUGACCGAGUUUUCCCGUUGUUGAGUGAACGGGUCUUUUUUUUGGAUCUCUCUCGGCCAAACUCGAUCGUUGGUGACGCAAAACAUAGUCUGUCACCAGUGUGAAAGGACGUGUUGCUAACUAGUGGUAGACAUUUGUUUUCUCUGCGCAGCGUGAAGGCGAUUCAGUCCAAUUAAAAUUCAGUGCUUCUUUUUCAUUCCUCAUCUUUGCUGAUUUAGGCAGACCGACGAGUACAGUCAAGAUGUACUCGUCAACGAGAAACCCUCAACUUGUCUGAGUUACUGGAAAAUCAUCCGCUAGUAUUACGCCGCGAUGAGAAUUGACUGCAGUUGUCGCCACCGCAGCGGCGAGCCGUCUGUCGUUCGUAAUACCACCGCGGAUCCAUCCAGUUUUUCGUCGACGCAUCACUCCUGGAAUCGCACGAAGAAAAGCCUGUCCACUGCGGAUCUACCGAUGAGCAACCAGCGACCGCAACGCCACAAAACGUACAGCGAUCCGGACCAUGUUGCAGCGGACAGUCACUUUCCAAGCGGAAGGAGGCGUUGCAGAAGUCUGGACUGCCUGUGCAUGAAGCGGACAUUAGUCGCCAUGGCCAGCGGAUGGCUGCACGGUUAUCAGUCGGCACAGCAGGAGGAGAUAGGAGCAGUAUCGGAUGAAGAUAUUAGCAGCGGAAGCAGCGCAGCAGCCUCGGGAUCCUCCCAGCCACCGCAGCCGAAUCAGCAAGAGCAGCAGAGUCGAGUGUGCACGAGCCUUUCAUGGGAUAGCGGCUACAACGAAUGUGCAAACGAUCUGAGAGAUCACUUCUCGCCAACUGGCCGACGUCUGGUUAGCACCAUGCGGAUGCCCUCAGUAGUGGUCAGUGACUGUUCAGACGAUCCUAUUGAAAACGGCGACACAGCCAUUUCGGCCAACGGAUACUAUCGCCUCAACGAACUGCCCAGUCCGACCCUUUCGUCACAUUCCAGCUCUGGACAGGACACGACACACGAAAUGGACCAGGCCGAGAAUAGUGCUGCAUCUUGGGGCUGGUCGUCAUCGUACAGAGCCGGAUCAAGUGGUUUUCUUAUUCUCCCUGGACAAGGAUCUAUAGAUGAUGACACUGCGUUAUCUUCCAGCUUGCUCUCCGUUCGCCGACUAUCUGAUUGCAGCAGUUGCAGCUCUCUGGCCACACUGGACAUGGAACCGUGCUGUCCGGGCCCAUGCUCUGCCCAGGCUCCUUCCACCUGCUUCCAAGCUGAUCCUCAUCAGCCGUUUCAGUUGAGUUUUGAAAUGUCGCCGGACGUACCCGAAGGAGGUGAACCAACGAAACAAGAGGAAUCUUCAACCGACGAUACCAAUUCGUCCACAAAGGUCUCAGCGUGGCGUAAAGUGCGCAGCGCCGUCCAGUGGUCCCCAUUUGUUCAGACAUUUCGACGCCAGCGCUACCCUUGGGUUCAAUUGGCCGGCCACCAGGGCAAUUUCAAACUUGGAGGCGAGCGCGGCACCAUCCUGAAGAAACUCUGCCCCAAAGAAGAAAGCUGCUUCCAGCUGUUGAUGAAGGAUCCGCUUCGGCCAUUCAUACCCUCUUAUAAGGGCAAUGUGACAUCCGACGAUGGCGAGAAAUUUCUAGUUCUGGAAGACCUUCUGGGAGACUUUCGCAACCCGUCCGUUAUGGAUUGCAAACUGGGAGUGCGCACUUAUCUCGAAGACGAGUUGGCAAAAGCCAAACUCAAACCAAAAUUACGAAAAGAUAUGUUUGAGAAAAUGUUACAAGUAGAUCCGAGCGCCCCGACGGCUGAGGAACUUCAAAUGGGUGGCGUGACCAAACCGAGAUACAUGGUGUGGCGAGAGACUAUUUCAUCGACGGCCACUUUGGGCUUCCGGAUCGAAGGCAUCCGCAAACAGGAUGGUAGUUCCAGUAAAGACUACAAAACUGUAGGCUCUUCUCAACAGAUUGUGAGCGUUCUACAUGAUUUUGUGCAGCAUCAUCCUCACGCAUUGGCUAAAUAUAUUGAGCGACUGAAUCAAUUGCAAGCCACAUUGGCUCGUUCCGAAUUUUUCGCAAUGCAUGAGUUGAUCGGCACGUCGUUGCUUUUCGUCCACGAUCACAGCAAAGCAAAUAUUUGGAUGAUCGAUUUUGCUAAGACUCAUCGGCUGCCAGGCGGAGUCCAGAUCGAUCACAACAGCCCCUGGCGUGUGGGCAAUCACGAAGACGGUUACCUGAUUGGUUUGUGCAAUCUAACGCAGCUGCUGGACCAACUAUUGGUGAAUCGGGACCAAAACCACACCACCAAUCCAACCUAAACACAUCGAUAUCGGCAAUUAUACAAAAUUUCUUUUGAAAAAAAAACUUACACGUACUAUAUGUAAACGAUGGGUCCAAUUUGAGCCUCGUUGUUUUGUUUUUUUGAUAAUGCGAGAGCUGUCAUUCCCAAAGAACGUUCCAAGUUUAAUUGGUUAGGAGUACAGGAGAUAAUGACUGCUAUUCGUGUGUCAUAUUUAAUGUCGUUAUCGGACACGAAAUGAUUUACAUUUCCAGUGCAAUCUCUCUGAUGAAAACUACGGUUUACGUCAACUGAUCAUUUCCAAGUGCCUCUUCAAUUACUGUCUGUAAAUCUGUUGAAUAUUUUUCCCUUUUUUUUCAUGUGUGGAUUCGGGCAGCGCACGUGCCAUUUUUCAGGAUUCCUUAAAUUUUUGAUACAUUCGUGCUGUUCCCAAACUGUCCCAUUCGAACUAUGUCAAUAAUUAACUUUAGUGUUUUUUAAAGAGUAUUUCUGACACAACUAUCUAGCUUAAAAUAUACUAUUGCAGCAUUAA